GUGUAUAUAUAUAUAUAUCCACUGUUUCUUUGUAACAACAACAACAACGUUUUUUUACAGAGAAACUCUUCAUUUGUGAGAAAGAACCGAACCAAUCUAGGAAAUUUUACCCUACCAUUUUAUCAAUCCUUAAUCAAGAAGAAGAACUAUAAUGGCUUUUAUUUCUGAAGUCAACAUGAGCUAUUCUCAGUCUCAUUACAUGGAUGAUGAAUAUGAGAAACUCUUUAGGAGAAUGAACCCUCCAAGGGUUGUAAUUGAUAAUGGAGCCUCCCAAAAUGCCACUGUUAUAAGGGUUGAUAGUGCUAACAAACAAGGAAUACUUCUUGAAGUUGUUCAAAUCCUCACUGAUCUAAAUCUCAUCAUAACUAAGGCUUACAUUUCUUCUGAUGGUGGAUGGUUCAUGGAUGUUUUUAAUGUAACUGACCAAGAUGGAAACAAGGUAACAGAUGAAGUCAUUUUGGAUUAUAUUAGAAAGUCUCUUGGUCCUGAAUCCUGCUUUGCAACUACUAUGAGAUCUGUUGGUGUUAAACAAACACCGGACCACACGGCAAUAGAGCUUAUGGGAAGUGAUAGGCCAGGAUUGCUUUCAGAAGUGAGUGCUGUUCUCACAAACCUCAAAUGCAACAUAGUGAAUGCGGAGGUUUGGACUCACAACAUGCGCGCAGCGGCUGUGAUGCAUGUGACCGAUGAGGAAACCGGUUCUGCUAUAACUGACUCACAGAGGCUUUCGCUAAUCAAGGAGCUUCUGUGUAAUGUGCUUGGUGGUGGAAACAGGAAAAGAGGUGCUAAGACUGUUGUUACUGAUGAUUCGACGCAUACUGAUAGAAGGCUUCAUCAGAUGAUGUUUGAUGAUAGGGAUUAUGAACGUGUUGACGACGACGACUUUGACGAGAAGCAAAGACCAAAUGUUGAUGUUGUGAACUGGUCUGAUAAGGAUUAUUCUGUUGUUACUAUUGAAUGUAGGGAUAGGCCGAAGCUUGUUUUCGACACUGUUUGUACUUUGACAGAUAUGCAAUAUGUAGUUUUUCAUGCUAAUAUUGAUGCCGAGGGGCCACAAGCUUAUCAGGAAUAUUACAUCAAGCAUAUAGAUGGGUCCCCUGUAAAAUCAGAUGCAGAAAGACAGAGAGUGAUACAUUGUCUUGAAGCUGCUAUUGAGAGAAGAGUUUCCGAGGGUUUGAAGCUAGAACUCUGCACCACCGACAGAGUCGGCCUAUUAUCGAACGUAACACGUAUCUUUAGAGAGAAUAGCCUCACAGUUACAAGGGCAGAAGUAACAACAAAAGGAGGAAAAGCUGUUAACACUUUCUACGUUCGAGGAGCUUCUGGUUGCAUUGUUGAUUCUAAAACAAUUGAAUCCAUUAGGCAAACAAUUGGUAACACAAUACUCAAAGUUAAGGGUAGUCCUGAAUCUCUACCUCAAGAUUCUCCUACAAGAUCAUCAAUCUUUAGUGGUCUUUUUAAGUCUAGAUCUUUUGUUAACUUUGGUUUGGUUAAGUCUUACUCUUGAAUCUUUAAGAAGCUAUUGUAUUGUACAGUUAAAUUAAAAGAUUUGGAGAUGCAAAAAGGGUUAGUAGAGGAAGUGUGACUUUAGUUUCAGGGAGUAGGAACACACUAGUAGUAUAUCUCAGAAGCUUGACCCUUUAGGAAGUGUUUGGUUGUAAAUUCUUAAGUAACCUCUCAUGCUUAAUUUAACUUUUUAGUUUUUCACUAAUCACCUUGAAAGUUUUAAGUGUCAUCAUUUGUAUAUAUACUCAUUUGGUUUUUAGUAA
Medicago truncatula (barrel medic) is the source of this 1769-nucleotide messenger RNA. RefSeq names its product ACT domain-containing protein ACR4. The coding region runs from base 152 to 1507 and encodes 451 amino acids. The record is from RefSeq and is a predicted model, not a curated record. The transcript has 8 exons. NCBI's taxonomy places the organism in Eukaryota, Viridiplantae, Streptophyta, Magnoliopsida, Fabales, Fabaceae.